This is a messenger RNA of Symbiodinium sp. CCMP2456, 618 nucleotides long. Lineage: Eukaryota; Dinophyceae; Suessiales; Symbiodiniaceae. The record is from the annotation of a GenBank genome assembly.
GAGGAGCAGCCCGCGAAAGGUGGUGGGAACCGAAGUGGCAAAGGCGCCACGGCUGGCAAGAAGGGCGGCAAAGGCGCCACUGCUGGCAAGAAGAAGGGCGGCAAAGGCGCCAAAAAGAGCGGUGCAGCCAGCGGCUCGAGUGCGAAGCCGAAGACCGCCAUGAAGAAGAAGAAGGACAAGCAUGGGGGCCGCACUCAGCUCGAGCGGGAAGCAAUUCGCUCGACGCUGCUGGCCAAGGUGAAGAGUGUCCAGGCGACGUUGGACAGUCAGGUUCGGGAGAACGUCGCCUUGGAGGAGAAGGUCAAGGAGGUGGUGGUGACCGUGGACAAGCAGAAGGAUGAGAUCAAGGACUCGUGGGCUCUAGUGAACGGUAUCCCUGAGCUCUUGUCGUGCACGGUUGGCUCCGAAACUCCACUGCUUCAGGACUUGAAGCAGCAGCUGAGCAUCCAGAAGAGUAUCGCGGCAGGCGCCAAUGGGCGCCAGAAGGAGCUGGAGCAGCGGUACCAGGAGCACACCCCUUUGCUAUCUUCUGUUGUUCUUCUGCUAUUCUCGGGGAAGUUUGUACAGGACAACAUGAAAGCCUGGGUCACCAUGAAGAAGGCCAAGCCGCUGUCGUGA